CCCAGUCACCCGAAGCUUUUCGCUUUGAUUAUGCCAUUCAAGGAAGACGAAGGAGCCGGGUCUCACGAGCACUUGGUUCGCCUACCGAGCCUGAAUUCUUUGUUCCAAUGGAGACCGUUUCAAUUUCGCGCGAAUUCUUCGGAUCAAAAAAAGGGACACCAAACUACUCCAUAUACCAAAGAAAUGGCCCAUCGAUCAGUGUCUAUGCAAUAUUUGUCCGACACACAACCUCAGACUCCCCAUCUUAUCCACACACGCCGGGGCCGGUUAAAAGCUAACAUUAGUCUUCGCCUCAAAUCCUUCCUUCGAGGUUCGGAGCUACGAGUUAGAUCAGUGGAAUCUUUGCUUAAACAAAAGCAGCAGCAUACACAUCAGGAAACUGAGGCAUCCAACGUCGUGUUGGCUUCAACACCAGGCACACUGAGUUCACAGAAUUUGGCGGGUUCAGCGGAUUCAAGUGGAUGUGAUUCAUUUCAACAGCAUGAAAAUUCACGGUAUUAUCUCGGAGGGAAUCUACAUGCUGGUCGACCUACUGCCAUCCGUAAUUCCUGCUCAAGUUUUUGUGAUUUUUCACACCUCAGUCCAGGAACUUCUGGGAGCUUGUGGAAUUCACAACAGUUAUUCUCACCCCUGGAUAAGGACGCUGAAGAACAAGAGCAAGACUUUAUCAGAAAAGAGCCACCAGCUGGUGUGAAAAUUGUUGCAAAGCGUUUACUUGGCCAUGGAGCAAACGGGAUUUGCCACGAAGUUUCCAUUCAACCCUUAGGCCAUCUGGCUAAUCAGGGUUCAUCAGGACUCCCUGAGCGAGCUGCCUUAAAGGUGUGCGGUCUAUUCAUUUGUUUGACAUACUCUUCACUGUUUACGGCUCGUUGGCUUGCUCAUUGA
Molecule: messenger RNA, 885 nt
Organism: Opisthorchis viverrini
Lineage: Eukaryota; Metazoa; Platyhelminthes; Trematoda; Opisthorchiida; Opisthorchiidae
Exons: 3
Coding region: 31-885 (284 amino acids)
Source: RefSeq, a predicted model, not a curated record